AUGGCGGGCGAGAAGACGGGGCUCCAGCUGCUGGACUUCUGGGUGAGCCCGUUCGCGCAGCGGUGCCGCAUCGCGCUGGCCGAGAAAGGCCUGGCGUACGAGUCCCUGCCGCAGGACCUCGCCAACAAGGGCGAGCUCCUCCUGCGCGUCAACCCGGUCCACAAGAAGAUCCCCGUGCUCCUCCACGAUGGGCGGCCCCCCGUCUGCGAGUCCCUCAUCAUCCUGCACUACCUCGACGAGGCGUUCCCGGGGACGCCGCCGCUGCUCCCCGCCGACCCCGUCGCCCGCGCGCACGCCAGGUUCUGGGCCGACUACGCGGAGAAGAAGGUCUUCGACUGCGGGACCACGCUGUGGAAGCGCACGGGCCAGGCGCAGGCGCAGGCGCGGCCGGAGAUGGUGGAGGCCCUGCGGACCCUGGACGCCGAGCUCGGGGACAAGGCCUACCUCGCCGGCGAGGCGUUCGGGUUCGUGGACAUCGCCGUCGUGCCGUUCGCGACGUGGUUCCUCGGAUACGGCCGGCUCGCGGAGUUCAGCGUCGAGGAGGUGUGCCCGAGGCUGCUCGCGUGGGCCAAGCGCUGCGGCGAGAGGGAGAGCGUCGCCAAGAACCUGUACCCGCCGGAGAAGGUGUACGAAUUCAUCGGCUAUCUCAAGGACACGUACGGCGACAAGUAG
Molecule: messenger RNA, 672 nt
Organism: Miscanthus lutarioriparius
Lineage: Eukaryota; Viridiplantae; Streptophyta; Magnoliopsida; Poales; Poaceae
Source: the annotation of a GenBank genome assembly